This is a messenger RNA of Closterium sp. NIES-65, 1863 nucleotides long. The record is from the annotation of a GenBank genome assembly. Lineage: Eukaryota; Viridiplantae; Streptophyta; Zygnematophyceae; Desmidiales; Closteriaceae.
AUGGCAUGGGGGCAUGCCAGGCUGCUGCAGGAACGCUACCCCGCCCAACUUCCGGCAGCGACAGUGCGACGCGCCAUGAAAGAAGGGACCUGGGACGUGUGGCAGAUUACACGCGAGACCGUGCGGAUCUGGGGCGAAGUGGAUCUGCUGGUAGCGGGAUGGGAGUGCCAAGGCACUUCACGGGCCGGCAAGGGGAGAGGAAUGCAAGACAGCAGGACCACAUUACUAGACAAACUGCUGGAGAUCAUGCAGUGGAUGAGAGAAGAAGGGAAGGAGUAUGCGUAUGUGCUGGAGCAUGUGGACAUGACUGGGGACAUGAGGGAGCCUGUGCGGGCAGUAAGAGAGAAGGUGGAAGGGUGCCUAGGAAGGGGGGUCAGUUGGGACGGUGCGCAGAUGGGGGCGCGGUGCCACAGGUCCAGGAUGUACUGGCAGAAUGUGCUGCCGGAACGAGAAUUGAGGGCGAGGGCAGCAAGAGUGGUUAGGGACGACAGCAGAAGGGUGGAAGAAAUACUGGAGCUCGGGCGAGUGGCAGCACCGGUGGUAAAGCCCGAUCACCCCAGACAGCACCAAUGCAACCAUGUGGGAGAGCCCCGGCGCGCCCUGCCCACACUAGUAGCGUAUCGAGGGGCAAGGGGAUUCGUGGAGACGGAGGGAGGUCCAGGGCCCAGAAUGAUCUAUGAUCCCCGCAGGAAGAAGUUGGAGGAUCCCACUGCGCUGGAGCAAGAGCUAGCCAUGGGUUAUGCAGCCAGAGCGACAGCAACAGCCGGGGUGGAUGAGCAGGCCAGGAGGGUAGCGCUGAGGAGAGCCAUGGACCAGCACUCACUGCAGUGGCUGAUCAAGGAGAUGGCGAAGGGAGUCAGGGUGGAGCCGGUGGUAAGGAGGCAGCCAGCGUAUGUGGCACAAGGGACCAAAGGGGGGGUCGCCAUGGCUGGGGGCAAGGAAGGGAUGAGACAGGAAAAGGAAUGGGAGUUAGCAGAUGACCUCGCAUCGAAGGUUUCCAAAAGCAUAAGGAAGCUGCUGGCAGAGCAUCGCAACACCUUUGCCUACAGCCUGAAGGAGCUUGGUAGAUACAAGGGAGGAGAACUAGAGAUCAACUUGACCUCAGCAAUCCCUACCUACCAGCGGAAGAGGCAGAUGAGUGCGCAAUAUAUCAGCAUCUGCAAGGAGAAGUGUGCAAAGCUGCUAGCGGCGGGACUCAUCCGCCCCUCCGAGUCCAGCUAUGCGGCAGCCACAGUGGUGGCGGCCAAGACCGACCUCACAUGCGAAGUCCUAUCCAGGCGGAUGUGCGGUGAUUACCGCGCUUUGAACAAAAUCAUAGAGCCUGAUCUCUACCCCAUGCCACAGGAAGAGGACAUCUUCGACAGACUGGAAGGAGCGAUCAUCUUCACAAUGCUAGAUCUCAGGCAGGGCUUAAACCAGAUCAAGAUAAGGGAGGAAGAUAGGAGGAAAACUGCAUUUCAUGGCGCGGAUGGGCUGUAUGAGUGGGUUACAAUGCCGUUUGGCCUGCGCAAUGCAUCUGCAGUGUUCCAACAGGUUAUGGACCAGGUGCUGAAAGGGGUGCCAGCAGCAGCCUGCUACAUUGAUGAUGUGCUCAUCUAUAGCAGCAGUGACGAGCAGCAUGAACACAACCUGAGAAUGGCGCUGGAGGCCAUAGCAGCAGCCGGGCUUACUUGCCAUCCAGAAAAAUGCAGGAUAGCGUGCAGGUCGGUGGCCUACCUUGGGUUUGAACCGUCGCGUGGACGUUUUGAAUCAACUGCUGCGGGAAGGGAAGAGCUGGCAGUGGGGGCAAGAAGAAGAAGCAGCACGGCAGGACCUGCUAGAAGCUGUGAAGACUGGGACGCUGCUGCAGAUCCCAAGAGAUGA